Drosophila ananassae is the source of this 5436-nucleotide messenger RNA. RefSeq lists its product as uncharacterized. The coding region runs from base 951 to 2108 and encodes 385 amino acids. The record is from RefSeq and is a predicted model, not a curated record. The transcript has 8 exons. Lineage: Eukaryota; Metazoa; Arthropoda; Insecta; Diptera; Drosophilidae. Gene Ontology annotation, molecular function: protein binding.
CUCGCGUGCUUUGCAUACUUUGGUUGCGUUUUUUUAGCACACUCCUGCCCGGCUUCUGCAGCGCGAAUUCGAUUCCGAUUUUGAUUCCAAUUCUGGAUCGUUCGUCGAUUCGUCAAUUCGCCUAUUCGAUUCGCAAUUUCGGCAGUUCGUACGCCUUGCAAUCAGCCAGGAUCCGGGUCGGGACUGGCCGCGUAAUUUGCCCGCCGUUUUGCCGCUCUUCCGACUUUUCCCCGCUUCCGGUUGCAGUAUUUUUUCCGGUUGCCAUUUUCGCGACCGUUUUUUGGCCAGUUUUUGCAUUGUUUCGCAGGUGUUGCAAAGACAUACAAAAAAACCGAAAAGUGCCCAAUGCCGUAAAUCAAGCGUCCGGCAAUUGUGCGUAUUUGAACGGACGGGUUCCGUGCAGAGCAAGAAAAUUCUCUGUGCAGCUGUUGUUCUGCGGUCGGGUUCUCCCAACAAGUGGGCGGCACUGGGAUUAUGUCUCUGCGGGCAACGGGCAGUCGGCCAAUUCCCGACAAAUGAAGUGCCGCAGCAUUUGAUUAUAGGCAGCGACUCCUAAACCGCUUAACUUCCGCGUGUGCCCUCGUGUGUGUGCCGGUGAAUGUGGGUUGCAAGUCUUGAGAGGGCAGGACACCAGAGAAGGACUCACAGGACCCACCUAUUGAUUACGGCGUCCGCAACAGUAUCCCGUUUAACACUUUCCAGUUGCCGCUGCUAUGAAAGCAACAUCCAGUAGCAGUUGCAGCAGUGCCGCCAGCAGCUGCAAUCAACCGGAGGCGGCUGCCACUGGAACUGCCACUGCGGCUGGGACACCCGGUGGAGCAGCUAGCGGAUGUGGGGCACCCAGUGCGUCCAAGUCGCACCAACGCCUGGCCAAGGUCUCGUUUGCACCGCUCGAUCUGCCCCUCGGCAGUGGGGCCACGUGAUACGCGAACGCGCAUUCCAGUGGCACCAUGCCGCACCACCACACCACCAACAUAGUCUGCGAGUGGUUGCGCACCAUCGGAAUGGGCCAGUAUGGGGAGAGUUUUCUGGAGAAUGGCUACGACGAGCUGGAGAUCUGCAAGCAAAUCGGGGAGAUCGAUCUGGACGCCAUAGGGGUGGAGACGCCCUCGCACCGGGGCAAGCUGCUCAAGAACGUGCGGAUGCUGCGGGAGAAGGGGGCGGCCAUUGUCUAUGUCCUAAUCAACGACCCCAAGGCGGCGUCCUUGAGCAGCAGCAACGAGAUCCUGGCCACCGACUGUGAUACGCCGGUGACCAUGAAGGAGCUCGAGGCGGUCAUGAAGCGACAUCUCGAGGCCGAUGGCAUUCGCCUCACUGCCCACCCAUACUCCACUCCGGAGGGCAAGCGAGGCUACCUGGAAGGACUGGCCGCCCACUACAGCAAACAGAUCAACAUGCCGUACGAGGACGUCUUGGACGCCAUCGAGCAGGUGCGUCUGUCCAAGUGGAAGGAGCGCCACGUUCGCAUCUCCACUGGCCACACGCUCAGCCGGAAUCGGAUGGCGGGGCCGAGCUGCAGCGGAUCGGGAAUGAGCGGGGGUCUGGUCGGUUCCUCGGUGCUGCCCACCAGCCACAGCCAGCCACUGUAUGUGCCCGGCAAGUACUUGCCAUCCAGCUGCCUGUCGAACCGCGAGGAGAACGAGAUCUACAGCUACACGCAGAACGACUUGGCCAAUAGGAUGGCCCGGAAUGCCAUCGACUCGAAAUCGGCUCUGAAUCUGAACGGAAUGCAGCACAGUUACCCGGGAGCGCGGUCCAAUUUCUUUUACGACUUUUCGGCAACAGAGGGUCGGAACAAACACAAGCAGCGGCGCACGGUCUUCGCCCGAUUUUUGAACGGCCUUCGGCAGAGUGGAGAUGAACUGAACGCCGGCGAGGGAAUGCAACUGAAGACAAACGAGAGGCUAAGAAACUGUAGCACUAUGAAGCGACCAGAGCCACAUCAAGAUUUUGAAAAGACCAUACAGAGACUUAAAAACCAAAAGGCGGCCCAGAAGAAGCCGGCCAGUGCCCCUCUGGAGAUGGCCCUGCACGAGAGGAACAAGGGGGAGGUGGCCCACACCCACGUGACCGAAAUGCCCUUAAAUAAUUACACAAAGCAUCCCUAGGAUACGGCCCUAAGCAGCGCAGCUGCUUAAGUCUUGAUAUCAGAUAUCGGAUACAUUGGAUCCCAGAUCCCGAUCCUAGAUCCUUAAUAAAUCAAUCCGUUUUCUCAAUCAGGUGAUAUAAUAAACAGGAGCAUAAUCGACAUAGGAUGAGGCUAAACAGAACAGGAAAUCUAUCCAGUCAACAAAGCAAUAUGGAAACACUCAUAACUUAACAAUAGGAACAUAAAUAGACGUAGGAAUUAAAGAGUAAUCGUUGAGUUAAAGCUUACCUAUAGGACUAAUUGAGAGACCCAACCUGAAUCAGCACUUGAACCCACUGUAUAGUAUAGCCACCUGACCAAUAAUAAAGAGUAAGCCUAGCCUAAGCCAUACACAUCGAACAACGCAAAAGCGGUCGCAAAAAUGGCACUUAAUAAAGUCCCUAAGACUUUUUACUUGAUUUUUUUUAAAUUAGUUUAAACAGAUUGCCAAUAACCAAUUGGAACCAACAUAGGAUCUAGGAAAACAAACAAUGACAAUUUUUUUUUUUUAACUAUUUGACUUAUAAUAAACUAUGAUUUAAAUAAUUUUUUUUUUAUUAUUUAUCGAUUUGUAUUUAUUAUUUUAUUUUAUUUAUUUUAUUUUAUUUGUAAGAUAAUUUUUAAAAUCAUUUUUUCUUUGACAAUUAUUGAAAUUAUUAUUUCAGGUCACAGUUGUUCAUUUUCUUUUGGAAUUAUUUUUGAAAGAAGUGUAUUCCGAUUUUCGCUAUUAUUGCGACCGUUACCGUACAGUAUAAACUACACACUUCCAUACCAGAAUCAAUCUCGAAAUGCUCUUGCCCCGAAAGUCCAUCGGCAAUUAUUUGAACACCCCGAGACCGAGAAAGCAGCCGCAGCAACAGUCUGCGAAUGCGGAUACAGAUGCACCGAGAACUGGCCGGGGGAAUGUUGACAAAACGCAAAAAUCCAACAAGCUUAACGUUAAAUCAACACGCAUACACCCAUACAGAGCGAAGAACACAAACGCACACAUCCCAGCAGCCUGGCAAACUUGUUCUAACCGCAGACGUUGCACAGACUGACGGACAAGCGGACAGACGGACGGUGCCGGAUCUCCGGGCUCUCCGGCUCUGGCAUUUCCGUUUCAACUUGGCACUGCAUCGAUUUUGGUCUUUGGUUUUUCGGCAGCCUGCAGGCCAACCUGUCUUUUUUGCAUUUUAAUUGCAUGUUGCGCCCGAAAGUAUGCAACAUGUCCUGACUCUAUCUUGCGCUGCAUAUGUGUGAGUGAGUGUACAUAUACGUGUGGGACAGAGAAUGCGAUUUGCAUUUUUGAGCCAGGCAACGGCAUUUGAAAUUCGUUUUUAAUUUUGUUUGCUCUUUGGCCGAAAGGCUUCAAAAUGGUCGAUGGCCAUUUGCUCGCGGUUGUCUUUUCAUUCGUCUACACUCUAAGAAUCGAGUUUGUUCUCAGUAUAUAUUCGUAUGUACAUAUGAAUAGAAAAUGUAAAUUCAAUUAUGUUUUCAAAUCUUAAAGCAUUUCAAUGUCAAACUAACCUAGUUGAGUUCUCGAGUGCUAUGUAGAUUUUUUGUUUCUUUGAGUGCGCUUUAAAAAUAAAAGCCAUACAGACAUCCGGAAAAACUUUGGCGCUGCAGCUGCGUUUAUUAUUAAAUGUCUGCGGCGCCACGUUGAGCUGCCAGAAAAUUGAAACAUUUACCCGCUACGUGAGUGCGUUUGGCGGCCAUUUUGAUGCCAGUUUCCGGUUCCGCCUGCUGCUUGUCGCCUAUCGCCCGUUGCCGAAACAGCAAUUAGCUUAAGCACUUUCCCUCUCCCCUUAUGGCUAAAGCAGAUCCAACUUUCCCCCACAAAACUUUUCCAUUGCAGCCAUUUAAUAGGAUAUUUUAUUGGAUUUUUUUUUGUGUUGAACUGCGUUAACGUGCAAUUAACUCUGCCAGGGCUCGAUGAUUGUUUUAUUUAAAUUAAAUUAAACGCAGAACAGCCAGCUAACCAAGCCAACCAAUCGAACCAAUCCAACCAGCAAGCAAUCCAGCAAUAGUGAAAUAGUAUAGACAAACAAACAAACAAAUGCAAACAGUGAAAAAAGGUGAAAUUAAAUAUAGGCAAAGUGAAAACAAAGCAACAGACUCUGAACGGGCAGUCAAGUGUAAAAUUGUGCGCCAGUUUAAUAUACAUAUAAUUGUUUAACUACCAAUAGGCAUAACACGUAUACAUAUAGAUUCAGAUACAGAUACAGGUACAGAUACACAGAUGCACAGAUACAGAUCCCAGUUAAAUGGUUAAAAGCAGAAACAAUGAGAGCAAUCAGCAGAAAUAGACCACAGCAAUUAAAGCGUAAACUGUAAAAUACAAAGUCAAAUUUCAGACUGCAACGCUCGCUUUAAUUUGGAUAAAUAAUAAUAAUAAAAAUUGAUUGAGAAUAUAUUGUAGUAAUAGCAUGACUGCCAAUCAAGCGAAAGGCAUUUCGAAAUUGAUCCCAAAAUGCACACAACCAGACUAGAGAGGUGUUCAGAACAAUUAAUUCAUGCGUAAGCCCAAUCAUAAUUUAAACUAGGACGGCCGGUGUUGGCCAUAAAUCAAUGGGCCCACUUUCUGGCCAUGGGUCGCAAGGAGUCGCAUGGGUCGCACUUUCUCGCCCGACCACAAUAAAUAACAUAGACGGAGGAGUCUUAAUUGGAAACGGAGCACGAAUAUGAGCAUCCGACAGGCAUUAUAAGAUAUAUAUUAUAAUAGUUAUUAGUUUAUUAUGGAUAUUAAUGACUUACAAUUUAUACACAUUUACAAAAUACAUAUACACCAACAAAAACAUAUAUAUACUUAGCCCCAUACAUACGUAUAUUUACAAUCAAAAGUUUAUGGUCAGAAAUCGACAAAUUUUAAUUUACAUACGUUAGUAUUUAAGCCUAAUGCCGAAAGCAUUUCAAAUGCAAAUGGCCGCGAACAAAAACAAAAAAACGGGAAAGCAAAUUGAUUGCCAAAACAAAUAAAUAAAUAAAUAAUUUUUAUGAAAAUAGGGCACGCGUGAAAGCGUAACAGAUUCCCCGGCAUCAGCAAAUAAAUUCAAGCGUACAUGGUAAAUAUAUGCAUAUAUAUAUUUACUGAUAUUUAUAUAGUUAUAUGUAUACACCCCUAGAAUAUGGACUGUGUGAAAUAUUUGUGGAAAACAAAUAUUUAGCCAGCGUAUGCGCCAAAUGUUUUGCAGUCGAAUUAAAAAAAAAACCCAAAAAAAUGUUUUCUAAAAAAAAGUGUAGCAAAUUUGCAUACGUUUUUGGCCAAUUGAAUGAAAUACUUUGUAAGGUUGGUUUUCAUAGAAAUAAAGAUGUUUCCCAAAAUUUAA